GAUUUUUCUUGAGUACUACACAGACUGCGUCGAUUGCUCCAUGGCAUCUCCAACAGAAAGCGUUAGGAUGCAAAUGGCACAGUUCGGAAUGGAGCUUUGGCACGCUAGCCCCAUGCGGGCACGAGCACGUGCGUGUAAUUCUGUGGCUUCCACCCUGAAAAGGAGGUUGACGACAGCACGCACCGGGAAUCAAGUCAUCAAGGCAGCCCCCAAUUAUCCGUUGUCAUCAGCGAGUGAGAAAAAACCGCUGAGUCCGCUGCCGAGAGCAUCCUCUCCUUCGAGUGGCCCCCCGCUGGACCUAACCAUAACGCCGCUGGAGGUGUUAGCGCUGCCGGUCUUGAAAUUUUCUGGGCGUGUGCUCGUCUUGACAAGCCGCGAGGACGAACGGGAACAUGCCGACUUGUUGCGAAGACAUUUUCUAAAUGCGUCUCCCGAAACUAUCAUCGGGUUCGACUCCGAGGCAAAACCAGCACUCUUUGGUCGCAAAAAUCGCACGGCAGUGCUGCAGCUGGCCACACGAGAGCUCUGCGCCCUUUGGCGAAACCCGUAUUUCGUCAGAAGUAGAGGUCCUCGCGUAGUUACCACUUCUUCGACAGCACCAGAAGACCAAACGCGAAGAACUGCGGAUAGCUCGUCACUUUCCAGGAACGAAACCGGGGAAGAACAAGUUCGAAGGGAUUAUAGCGAUCAGACUGAUUCGAAGAUUUUCGAUUUUCCACUUUUGACGAAAAUUCUGGAAUCCGACAAAAUUUGCAAAGUGACGCAGGGGGCCAGUGGAGAGUUGGAGCAACUCUCCCAAGAAUUCGGGAUCGAGGGCCAGCGCUUUGUGUGCCUCUUCGAGUUGGCGCACUACUUGCAGACCAAUCCCCGGAGCCUGCAGGGUUUGGUGGGGAUUUUCUUGCGACAUCGGCUGAAAAAAGACCUCCGCUGCUCGAACUGGGAGCUCGAGUCGCUGUCCAAGGCACAGCUGGAGUAUGCGGCCUGCGACGCGUUCGCGUCCCAUGCGGUCUUGGAGAGGGUACGCUUGCAGCACACGGGCAGCCCCAAGAUAAGCUGCCAGUUUGAGCGUGUUUUUGGUUCCUCGAGCGGCGGCGCUGCCGUCCGGAAGGGGAAGACGAGCCACUUCAACAAAACCGGAAGUACGCCGGGCGUACCGGAGGGCGACGGGGGUUUGCAGAACAAUGAGCACCCGAACCCGACGAGACCGGAGGCUCGCAUGGAUGCGAUAUUUGCGGGGCCAACAGGAGGCGCCGGAACAUCUUUGCAGGGGUUCGAAGGCAGCUCAGGAGGGUGCAGUGGAGGAGGCGACACAUUGCAGCAAUUAACCCAGCUUUGCCUGCGCAAGAACCUACGCUUGCGCUCGGAAGGUUUCGAGCUCGGUGAAAGUAAUCGCGGCUUUCGUGCGAGCUUCUCUAUACAGGGGAGAUUGUUUCAAUCCAAGCAGGCUCAUGCAUCCAUUCGGGAAGCGCAGCGGGACUGCGCGGCUGUCAUCCUUGAGCACCUGCGCCUGAAUAUAGUAUAAUGUUGAACUUUGUCGCUUUGGCAAAGCAGAAGCACGAACGUCACUAACCUGUACGAUACUUUCUAAAGUCCUUAACCAAGAAGUAGAGUAUUAUUCAGUCGGUGACUCAUUCUCGACUCAGCCACGACUUUUUUUUGCCGGGAACUGCUGUAUAUGUUGUGUUUUGGGCUCGGGGUCGCAU
Amoebophrya sp. A120 is the source of this 1703-nucleotide messenger RNA. Lineage: Eukaryota; Dinophyceae; Syndiniales; Amoebophryaceae. The record is from the annotation of a GenBank genome assembly.